Messenger RNA from Naegleria gruberi, 885 nucleotides. RefSeq lists its product as uncharacterized. The coding region runs from base 1 to 885 and encodes 294 amino acids. The transcript has a single exon. The record is from RefSeq and is a predicted model, not a curated record. NCBI's taxonomy places the organism in Eukaryota, Heterolobosea, Eutetramitea, Acrasida, Naegleriidae.
AUGGAUGAAAAAACCACCCUUUCACUCAUCGAUUUUAAACCACACCAUCCAGAUCUUGGUAAAUUUUUGAUUAAGAAACUCCGAGAACCAUCCAAGAAAAUAUUUUCGCUCAAGUUUGAAAAUGUGGACACCUUGAAAUUAAAUGGAAAUACCUUCUAUUCCCAAGUUAAUCAUCAAUACAAAGUUUUAAUAGUAGGACAAGGUGAAAGCCUAGUGUUCUUGGAUUUGGAAUCAAGAAAGGAAUUAUUCAAGUACACCUUUGAUCAUUCAGUUUAUUAUUUUGAAAUUCAUGGUGAUGAUUUGUUUAUUACAUUUUCAUCGAAUCAUUUGGUGAGAUUUAAUUUUCAAAAGAUAUACAAUAGAAAACCCUUGUCUGAAUGCAAAAUUUGGCAAAGUCACCCAUUUAAAUAUAUUUGGGGAUUUUCAAUUUGGAAAAAUUUGAUUCAUGUGUGUGAUUUUGAUGAACAAGACAUUUUUAUUCUUGAUUACAACACUGGAGCCAAUGUUGAACGUGGCAACUUGCCAAAGACAGAUAAAGCUGCUAAUAUUACCUUCUCUUCCUUGAAUGAAAUGUAUAUAUGUGGUUUGGGAUUUUUAGAAGUGUACACAUUGAAUGAUAACAACAAUUGGAUCAUUAAAAAAAGGUACGACCAAUUAACAGGUAGAGGUAGCCAGGGAUUUUAUUCAUUAUUUUAUGAGGAAGGAAGUCAGAGAGUAUUCCUAACUGAUUCCAAUAGAAAGGUUUUGAUAUUUGAUAGAGAUCUUACUCUGCAACAAACUUAUGAAAGUAAGAAUAGUGGAGCCUAUGGUAUACACAUUGAUUCAUCAACUGGCUAUUGUUACUUGUGUGACAAUAGUGCAGCCUUACUGUGUAUUUUCAAAUAA